This is a messenger RNA of Fukomys damarensis (Damara mole-rat), 942 nucleotides long. Its product is annotated as olfactory receptor 1J4-like. Gene Ontology annotation, molecular function: olfactory receptor activity; G protein-coupled receptor activity. The coding region runs from base 1 to 942 and encodes 313 amino acids. NCBI's taxonomy places the organism in Eukaryota, Metazoa, Chordata, Mammalia, Rodentia, Bathyergidae. Gene Ontology annotation, biological process: G protein-coupled receptor signaling pathway. Gene Ontology annotation, cellular component: membrane. The record is from RefSeq and is a predicted model, not a curated record. The transcript has a single exon.
AUGAGGAAGGAGAACCAGAGCAGAGUGUCCGAGUUCCUCCUCCUGGGACUCCCCAUCCGUCCAGACCAGCAGGCCGUGUUCUUCAUUCUGUUCCUGGUCCUGUACCUGACCACGGUGCUGGGGAACCUGCUCAUCAUCCUGCUCAUCAGGCUGGACUCCAGCCUCCACACCCCCAUGUACUUCUUCCUCAGCCACUUGGCUUUCACUGACGUCUCUUUCUCAUCUGUCACUGUCCCAAAGAUGCUGAAGAAUAUGCAAACUCACGAUCAAUCCAUCCCUUAUGCAGGGUGUAUAACACAGAUGUAUUUUUUCAUAUUUUUUACUGAUCUGGACAAUUUUCUUCUCACAGCAAUGGCAUAUGAUCGCUAUGUGGCCAUCUGUCACCCGCUCUACUACACCACCAUCAUGACGGAGGAGCGGUGUAUUCUACUAGUAGCUGUUUCCUGGAUCUUGUCCUGCACAAGCGCUCUGUCUCACACCCUCCUCCUGGCUCAGCUGUCCUUUUGUGCUGACAACACCGUCACCCAUUUCUUCUGUGACCUCGCUGCCCUGCUCAAACUUUCAUGCUCAAACACCUCCAUCAACGAGUGGGCCAUUUUCACAGUGGGAGUGGCAGUCAUUACUCUGCCGCUGAUAUGCAUCUUGAUCUCUUAUGGCUGCAUUGGGGCCACCAUUUUGAAAGUUCCAUCUACCAAAGGGAUGUGCAAAGCCUUGUCCACUUGUGGAUCCCACCUCUCUGUGGUAUCUCUGUAUUAUGGUACGAUUAUAGGACUUUAUUUUUUCCCCUCAUCUAGCACCUCCAGCAACAAUGACAUAGUUGCUUCUAUGAUGUACACUAUGGUGGUCACUCCACUGCUGAACCCCUUCAUUUAUAGCUUAAGGAACAGAGACAUGAAGGGGGCCCUGGAGAAAUUCUUCAACAGGGCAACAGUCUCAUCUUGA